UAGUAUCUUCUGGAAGCUUCUGAAUGGGAGCUUCGAGAAACCACCCCUGUAGUAUAAAAAGACACCGGCAUGACGUGGGGUCUGCAUAGAGUCACUUGAACACACAGAGAGAGACUUACUGCCUAAAGGACAAGCAGCAAGACACGCACUUGGAACUCUUUGAGAAGAGAAGACAAGCUCAGUGAUACAUUUGACGACUAUCAAGAAGCGACUGUAGGAAAAGAUUUUAUUCAAGAUGCCUGCUUCUGGAAACGUUAUGGAGGAGGACGUGGAGACUUUUGCCUUCCAGGCUGAGAUUGCUCAGCUUAUGUCCCUGAUCAUCAACACUUUCUACUCCAACAAAGAGAUCUUCCUUAGAGAGCUCAUCUCCAACUCUUCAGAUGCCUUGGACAAAAUCCGAUAUGAAAGCUUGACCGACCCCAGCAGACUUGAGUCCUGCAAGGAGAUGAAGAUCGAAGUCAGGCCCGACCUGCACGCUCGCACCCUGACCCUGAUUGACACAGGUAUCGGCAUGACCAAGGCCGACCUGAUCAACAAUCUGGGCACAAUCGCCAAGUCUGGCACUAAGGCUUUCAUGGAGGCCCUGCAGGCUGGAGCCGACAUUUCCAUGAUCGGUCAGUUCGGCGUGGGUUUCUACUCUGCCUACCUGGUGGCUGAGAAGGUGACAGUCAUUACCAAGCACAAUGAUGAUGAGCAGUACAUUUGGGAGUCUGCAGCUGGUGGCUCAUUCACAGUCAAACCAGACCAUGGAGAGCCCAUUGGCAGAGGCACCAAAGUGAUCCUUCACCUCAAAGAAGAUCAGACUGAGUACUGUGAGGAGAAACGCAUCAAGGAAGUUGUCAAGAAGCACUCACAGUUCAUUGGCUACCCUAUUACACUUUAUGUGGAGAAGACCAGGGAGAAGGAGGUGGACCUUGAGGCGGGAGAGAAGGAAGAAGAAGUUGAGAAAGAUGCCGCUGAGGACAAGGACAAACCCAAGAUUGAGGAUGUGGGCUCCGAUGAGGAUGAAGACACAAAGGACGGCAAGAACAAGAGGAAGAAGAAGGUCAAGGAAAAGUACAUCGAUGCCCAGGAGCUGAACAAGACCAAGCCAAUCUGGACCCGUAACCCUGAUGACAUCACCAAUGAAGAGUACGGAGAGUUCUACAAGAGUCUCACCAACGAUUGGGAGGACCACCUCGCAGUCAAGCAUUUCUCAGUGGAGGGUCAGCUGGAGUUCCGUGCCUUGCUCUUCGUACCCAGGAGGGCUGCAUUCGACCUCUUUGAGAACAAGAAGAAGAAGAACAACAUCAAGCUGUACGUGCGCAGGGUCUUCAUCAUGGACAACUGCGAUGAGCUCAUCCCCGAGUAUCUCAAUUUCAUCAAGGGUGUGGUGGACUCUGAGGAUCUGCCCCUGAACAUCUCCAGAGAGAUGCUGCAGCAGAGCAAGAUCCUGAAAGUCAUCCGCAAGAACCUGGUCAAGAAGUGCCUGGAGCUCUUCACCGAGCUCGCCGAGGACAAGGACAACUACAAAAAGUACUACGAGCAGUUCUCCAAGAACAUCAAGCUUGGCAUCCACGAGGACUCUCAGAACAGGAAGAAACUGUCCGAACUGCUGCGCUACUACACCUCCGUCUCUGGAGAUGAGGUGGUGUCCCUGAAAGAUUAUGUCUCACGCAUGAAGGACAACCAGAAACACAUCUACUACAUCACAGGCGAGACCAAGGACCAGGUGGCUAACUCUGCCUUCGUGGAGCGCCUUCGCAAAGCCGGUCUUGAGGUCAUUUACAUGAUCGAGCCCAUUGAUGAGUACUGUGUCCAGCAGCUGAAGGAGUAUGAUGGCAAGAACCUGGUGUCAGUUACCAAGGAAGGCCUGGAGCUGCCUGAGGAUGAGGAAGACUUGAAGAAGCAGGAGGAGCUCAAAAAUAAAUUCGAAAGCCUUUGCAAGAUCAUGAAGGACAUCCUUGACAAGAAGAUUGAAAAGGUUACAGUCUCCAACCGCCUGGUCUCUUCCCCCUGCUGCAUCGUCACCAGCACCUAUGGCUGGACAGCCAACAUGGAGAGGAUCAUGAAGUCUCAGGCCCUGAGAGAUAACUCCACCAUGGGCUACAUGACAGCUAAGAAGCACCUUGAGAUUAAUCCCCAGCAUCCAAUCAUUGAGACCUUGAGGGUGAAGGCAGAGGCUGACAAGAAUGAUAAGGCUGUGAAGGAUCUGGUUAUCCUCCUGUUCGAGACUGCCCUGCUGUCUUCAGGAUUCACACUGGAGGACCCACAGACACACGCAAACCGCAUCUACAGAAUGAUCAAGCUUGGUCUUGGCAUUGAUGAUGAUGAUUCUGCAGUUGAGGACCUCAUUCAGCCUGCCGAUGAAGACAUGCCAGUCUUGGAAGGAGAUGAUGACACAUCAAGAAUGGAGGAAGUUGACUAAAAAACAAUGUCCAGCUUUCUUAAUGUUUAUUUUUGUAAUUAUGUUGCUUUUUCGAAUAGACAUUUCACUUUAAUACAACUCUCAUUUCAUAAACAGCAUUAACUGGUCAACACAAGUUAAUUAAUGGACUUAAUGUAGGCCACAGUGUGGCUUAGUCUACAUUGCAAAAGCUGCUUAAACAAAACUACUGACAACCAUUAAGAGUGAUAUACAGUCACUGGGAGUUUGACUUAUGUCUCUUUUUGUAACUAUUACAUUUUUUAUGAAAUGCAUUCAAAUUUGUAAUAAAAAAAUAUUUAGAAAUAA
This is a messenger RNA of Plectropomus leopardus (leopard coralgrouper), 2713 nucleotides long. RefSeq names its product heat shock protein HSP 90-alpha 1. NCBI's taxonomy places the organism in Eukaryota, Metazoa, Chordata, Actinopteri, Perciformes, Serranidae. The record is from RefSeq and is a predicted model, not a curated record. Gene Ontology annotation, molecular function: ATP-dependent protein folding chaperone; ATP binding; ATP hydrolysis activity. Gene Ontology annotation, biological process: protein folding.